Sinocyclocheilus grahami is the source of this 1513-nucleotide messenger RNA. RefSeq names its product saccharopine dehydrogenase-like oxidoreductase. NCBI's taxonomy places the organism in Eukaryota, Metazoa, Chordata, Actinopteri, Cypriniformes, Cyprinidae. Gene Ontology annotation, cellular component: plasma membrane; lipid droplet; mitochondrion. The record is from RefSeq and is a predicted model, not a curated record. Gene Ontology annotation, biological process: glycolipid biosynthetic process. Bases 253 to 948 code for a protein of 231 amino acids. The transcript is spliced from 7 exons.
CGUAAUUUUUGUAAUUACAACAACUUCUAAAUCGAUGUACAAUUAUCUAACGAAUCCUCGUCUGGGCAUCCAUCUUCCUCCGUCAUUAUCUUAUUAAUUCCGAGGGUGCGCAUACAAAGCUGCACAUCGAAGACGCUCUUGAAUGAACCUCGACUUGUAGGCGUCAGCGGAAGUUUGUGUCAGGUGUUCGUCGCGCGGAUCGCAGUCGGUCUCUUCCAGUCUCAGUCCAGACUCCAGACGAGCAGCAGCGCUAUGGCGGCGUUCAGUACCUCAUCCAGCAGGCCCUACCACAUCGUCAUCUUUGGCGCUUCAGGCUUCACGGGGCAGUUCGUGGUGGAGGAGGUGGCCCGCACCGCAUCCGAGGGUCCCAAGGGGAGUCUGAAAUGGGCCGUAGCCGGCAGGAACAGAGCCAAGCUGGAGAAAGUCGUGGAGCAGGCCGCCGAAGCUCUCAGUGCGUCAAGCCUCCUUCAGUUAAGUUUCUUACAGGUUCAGUAUGGGGCGUAUGUUGGCAUCGGUGGCAUUUCCAACAUUUUCAAACUUGUCUUCGCUGGAUUGAUGUUCUUUUUCCUUGUAAAGUUCAGCUUUGGCAGAAAUCUCCUCAUAAAGUUUCCAGAGUUUUUCUCAUUCAGCUUCUUCUCCAAAGCAGGUCCAACUAGAAAACAGAUGGAGGGCUCCUCCUUCCGUUUCAUCUUUCUUGGAGAGGGUUACACUGAAGGUUCAGACCCUAGUGAGGGUAAACCCAAUGGCAAGAUCCGCACUCUGGUCAAAGGACCAGAGGUAGGAUAUGUUGCCACACCAAUCGCUAUGGUUCAAGCGGCUCUUACCAUGUUAAACGAAUCAGAUUCUCUUCCAAACACUGGCGGGGUUUACACUCCAGGAGCGACGUUCGCCAAGACCACCCUCAUCGACCGCCUCAACAAACACGGCAUUCAGUUCUCCGUCCUUUAAGUGAGAGAUUAAACAGGGCUCAACUGGCUUGACUAACAUCAGUCUAUUCAUUUGCUUGAGCAUAGAGAAGUCUUGUUGCUAUUUAAAGCUUCGCUGUUUUCCGGUUUAGUGUCCUCGCUUGUGCAUGGAACACUGGGAUGGGGUUGUUAGCAUGCACUCUGCUCAAAUGGCUGAGAAAUUUGCACUACGAGAGUGGAGCAAACACUCUUGAAAUCCCUCCAUUUGAUCACGUUUCAGUUUGAAAAUUUGACUUUUUUGUUUUUGCAUUGUUUUUAUCACUAACAGAAAUGCCAAUUCUCACAGAUGACAGACAUCUCUAAAGACAUAUUUAAAAGCACACCCAGAGUUGAGAGAAAUAUAGUUUGAGUAAGAAAAAGAACUAGUUUUUGUAAUUGUCAUGAGUUGUUCUAUUUGUGACUCCUGUAACUGUAGCAGAACAGUUUAACUAAUACAAGAAAUGAGAGAAAAAAUGUUUUAGAGACCAAUGAAUCUGUGAGUUAUUUGAAAGAUUGCAGAAUGUUGUUCUGGUUUGUUUCUAACUAAAUAAAGAACAUAUCAAACUGUA